UAAGAUGGCCGUAAUAUAAUAAACCGCAGGGGAAGAAUAUAUAUAUAGACCACGCGAGAUCCCGCUCUAACAAGUGACUUUGUCAGUGACCGUAGAGAUUAUCAAGUAGCAGUACAAGCGAUUUCCGAAAUGCCUAGAAUUGACAACGAUAUCAAGUUAGAUUUCAAGGAUGUCCUUGUACGACCAAAGCGCAGCACAAUCCGGAGCCGUGCCGAUGGGUCCGUGCUGAGACAGGUUGACCUCACUCGGUCAUUCAUCUUCCGCAACUCCAACCUCACCUACACAGGUAUUCCCGUCAUGGCUGCCAACAUGGACACAGUUGGUACCUUCGAGAUGGCCAAAGCAUUUGCAAAGCACCUGAUGUUCACAACCAUCCACAAACACUACUCACUAGCAGCGUGGAAGGAGUUUGUGGACAACAAUGCUGAAACUCUUGAGCAUAUUGCCGUCAGCGCCGGCAUAGCAGAAGGGGACAUGCAGAAGCUGAGUGACAUUCUGGAGUUGGCGCCACAGAUCAAGUUCAUCUGUCUUGAUGUUGCUAACGGUUACUCAGAGCACUUCGUGCAGUUUGUCAGGGAUGUCCGAAAGAAGUUCCCCAAAAAGACGAUCAUGGCAGGUAACGUGGUGACAGGUGAGAUGGUGGAGGAGCUGAUCUUGUCAGGGGCGGACAUCAUCAAGGUGGGGAUCGGCCCUGGCUCUGUGUGCACCACCAGGAAGAAGACUGGGGUCGGCUACCCACAGCUCAGUGCCGUCAUGGAAUGUGCGGACGCAGCCCAUGGCCUGGGUGGACAUAUAAUAUCUGAUGGAGGGUGCACAUGUCCUGGUGAUGUGGCGAAGGCAUUUGGUGCAGGGGCGGACUACGUGAUGCUGGGUGGCAUGCUGGCCGGACACAAUGAGUCAGGAGGGGAAAUGAUCGAGAAAAAUGGCAAGAAGGUUAAACUGUUCUAUGGAAUGAGCUCGGCUACUGCCAUGAAGAAACAUUCUGGAGGUGUCGCUGAAUACAGGGCAUCAGAAGGAAAGACUGUUGAGAUAGAGUACCGAGGAGAGGUGGAAGCUACAAUUCAGGACAUCUUGGGGGGCAUCAGAUCCACCUGCACAUACGUUGGGGCCUCCAAGCUGAAGGAGCUGAGCCGCAGGACGACAUUCAUACGCUGUACACAACAGUGGAAUGAAGUCUUCACAGCCUUUACCACACAACAUUAACUGCUUGGAAACCACAUGCUUGGAGUUAUCUCCCUUGAAAACAUGGCAAAUGGUGAUCUAGUGCUGCUAACAGGUCAUUUUGGGGUUAAAUUAUUUGUUUUUGUAUGCUAAAAGAACACAUUACAUAAAUGUCUGUGCUUGUACAAGUGAAUAUAUUUUGCAUCUUUAAAAAUCUAAGGUUACAUACAAGAUCAGACUGAGAUGUGCUUGUCAUGAGUUGCUUCCCAUGGCCGUCCUCAUGUUUUACUCCAGUGAUGAAUUGUCCUGUGCCAUAGAUAUAGACUGCUGUAUGGGGAGUGAGGGUAUUUUUGAUGACUUGUCCAGGACAAUUUUUGAUAGCAGUCACUUGUGUGUAUGAACACCUUUAUGUAUGUAUAAGGGGAAUGUUAAACUAUGAGCUUACAUACAUAAUGCAUUGAAAUCUAUUUACCAAUGUAAUAUGAACAAUAUAGUGAAAACUGGGACAGAAAUCUUACAGGCUAUUAUCAAUGUAAUAUGGUUUGAAUAAACUGUAUCCAUUGUUGCCAAGGUAAUAUGGUCUGAACAAGCCGUAUCCAUUGUUGCCAAGGUAAUAUGGUCUGAACAAACAGUAUCCAUUGUUGUCAAGGUAAUAUGGUCUGAACAAACAGUAUCCAGGAUUAUUGUUUUCAUACUUCUGUCUCAUUCAUUUUUCCACUGUAAUAUGCACAAUGAAAAUAGUUUGUGUGUUGAUCCUAGAAAACUCCUUAUAUGUAUUCUAACAGUACUUCUUUUGCCAUCAGUUAGUUUCCUAAUGGUUUUUUCCUUUUUAUUUUGUGUAUUCAAAUUUUGCUGUAAUAUUAAUGAAGCCAAAUAUUUAAAAAAAGUUGGCCAUGGCAUGUAUGCUGCUUGUGGAAACCUAUGGGUCUUUAGGGUUAAUGUUGGUCUCAGCAACCUAUCCUUAAUGUAUUGGAUGGCUGGCCUCGGGACUUUGUCUGUGUAUCCUGACAAUAUGCAUGGUGCUUGAUAUAUUUACAGAGAAGACAGGUGCGCCCUUACAUAGAUGACAGGUGCUCCCUCACAUUGAAUUAAGUGACAAUCACAGGUGGACCCAGGUAGCACUUACCAGUCCACUUCUCUUUAGCGAGAUGUAAAAAGUGACCCUGAACCUGUGCCUACCACAGCUCACAGAGUCCAUUCUUACAGCACAAUGAGAAUAAUAAAAAGAGAGAUUUUCCACUAAGUCUGAUAUAGGUAUUUGGAGGUGUAACAUAACUUCCAUGGUGGCAGAACAUGUCCCGGCUCAGUCGUCAGUAAUGAAGGAGGACUCGACAGGAAGUUGUAAAUACACGUAUAUUGUUCAACUCAACUCUCAGCAACAUUCCAGCUUUAUCCUGAUAAAAAAGAUUGAACCAGUCAAUCCAGUGAUUAACAUUGUGGUCAUCCAUCAAUACAAUUGAGGUAAAAUGCAUCAACCAAGUCAGAGAGUGUGACCUCCACGUCUCGUCAGUUGCUGAAGACGGGUUCUGACCCUGACCGUCAUGGGUAACAUGUUUAUUCAAUACUGCAUGUUUACAAUCAUUUCCAAGCUUUUUCACAAUCCUAUUUCCCAGCAUUACAAUCCAAGAAUUAGAAGAUGAUUCUAAUCAUCUAUAUUGUUCCCAAGGUAACAAGGGGUUGUUGCUAUUUUAUGGUCCCAGACACAGGCAAUUGAUUCAUUCUCUAAAUAGAUAAUUUACACAA
Messenger RNA from Haliotis rubra (blacklip abalone), 2904 nucleotides. RefSeq names its product GMP reductase 2-like. Gene Ontology annotation, cellular component: GMP reductase complex. Gene Ontology annotation, molecular function: GMP reductase activity. Gene Ontology annotation, biological process: nucleotide metabolic process. The transcript is spliced from 8 exons. Lineage: Eukaryota; Metazoa; Mollusca; Gastropoda; Lepetellida; Haliotidae. The record is from RefSeq and is a predicted model, not a curated record. The coding region runs from base 130 to 1203 and encodes 357 amino acids.